AUGGCCUCGACCCCCGACCUGCCCCAGGAAAUCUUUGCCUCGAUCCUGGCCUACCUCGACCCCAUCUCCCUCUCUGCCGCAUCCCAGGCCAACCGCCUCCUCCACCGCAUCGCAACACACCCCUCGCUCUGGAAGACGCCUUACCUCCUCCGAUGGUCCACCGGCGACGUCCAUCGCGAGCGGAGGCGCCGCACUCUCCAGUGGAGGCUCAGGCACCUCUCACAACAGCUCGACGCCUGGGCUAGGCGAGCGAAUCAACUCGCCGGACAAGAUCCCGUACAGGCGCAGACAAGCCGCAGCGAUUACAGCCCGGACGGCACUUUCUUAUUCUUCUCUCCGCCUCGUCUUGCGGCCCGCAACGACGCAGCCGGCGACCAACCAGACUUCUACCGCCUCUUCCUCGAGCGGAUCCGCAUCGACCAAGAGGUUCUCGAUCUGCUCUACCACCAGGUCGAGGCCACUCAUUCGCGCAUCCCCGCCGUCGAGCAGCUCGCCCUGCGCUUCGGCGACGACGCAAAGGACGUCCUCCGUGCCGUCGUGUCUGCACAGCUCAGCGGACCCAGCGGCACCGACCACGGUCUGCCGGCUUCAGACGAUCUCCUGGCUGGCAAGGACAAGGGCAAGGCUGUCCCUUACCAGCGGCCGCACGAGCCGACGCCGCGGUACCGCCUUCGCGCCUAUGAUGUCCACCUGCCUACGACCAUGAGGUCCGACUCUCACCACCUCGUCAUCCUUCACAGGGCACGCGAGAUGCUGGAGCACCUGCAGCGGGCCGAAGCCAUGCGAAGGCUCAAGCAGCUCGACCGGCAGGCGAUGCGCGCGUCGACCACGGCAACAGACCAGAACUCUGACCGCGCUGAUGAUGGCGGCGAUAUCCGGGACGACGAAGACGACGACGACGGCAGCCUCUUCCCUGUCGAUUCCACAGAAAAGGCCAUCUCGAUCCUCGCGAUGUUCAGGGGAGGCGAGCUGUACCUGGUGCGCCAGGAGCUCGACGUCCUUGCGGCGGCUUGCGACCUUUACCUGCAGAGCGUCAGGCCGGACCUGGCGAGCGCUGCAGGACAUCGUGCAGAUGACGGACAGAGCCGCUCAGAGGAAGUGGCGAGGGCCAUGGCGCUUGCCAUCGGCGACUUUCUAAGGGACAAUGGCUUUCGGGGCGCUCGUACUGGCCUCUUCCAGGAUCUCGACAACCACUUCCUUCACCAUUGCCUCGAGACCAACCGCGAAACGAUUCCGCUGAGCUUGACCGUCAUCUUCUGCGCCGUCGCCAACCGCCUCGGCCUGCGAGCCUCGCUCUGCAACUUCCCCACCCGGAUCCUCGCCGUCGUCAACUACUCCUCGGCAAGCCAUGCGCCGGACGAUAAGCGCUUCUGGCUGGACGUGGCCGAGUACACGAUCAGGCCGGCCCAAUCCGGUCCAGGCGCCGCAACGCAAUUUGCCCCGAUCCUCACCCAAGCCGACCUGCAGAGGUGGAUCGACCAGCUUCAUCUGGCCCACCGCGCCGACUUUAUCCUGCCUGCACGGCCCACAGAGAUGGUGGUUCGUGCGGCGAGGAACAUUGUCGCCAGCGUGCAACGUGCCCAGAUCCUCCCGCGGCAGGCCAGGCCCGGGGAGGGCGCGGGCUCGCAGGCCGAUGCCGCCGAGGCGAGGAGGGAGACGCACCCGCAGGCGGGCAGAUUCGCCGACGGGCGCGAAAGGCCGGACCGACUCUUUCUCAAGCUGCGGCAUGGCUGGGUGCCGACGCAGGAGCAGGACAGCGUCUACCAGCUGCGAUGCGGAACAGCAGCGGCAGCAAAGGCGCCGCCCGAAGACUUUGCAGCCUGGAAGAUGCUGCAGCGCUACCGGUCCGAGUCCUCGACGUUCCGCGCUUCUUCCGCGGCCGUGCAGGGCUGUCCCAACGGCUUCGCAGCGUGGAUCGAAGCCAGGCAUGCCGACGACGACUGGACACACCGACUAGCCUCGCAGCGGCAUAGAGCCUCCGCGUGGUCGGAGCACGAUCAACAGGCGUCGAUGUACGCCGCCGCCAACGGAUUCGUGCGCCUGACCGACGAGCUGGGCGACCGCGGCGCAGACUGGAUCGCGGGCCUGAUCCAGAGCUACUUUCCCCUCGAUGUGGGCCAGGUCCAGCGCGACUUCCUCGGCGUCGCGGAAAGCCCUCCCGCCGCAUCCUUUGGCCGCCGAGCUGAAGACCGCGACGAGAACCACUCCGAGUCAGGCUCGGACUCUAGCUUCGAAGGGUCGUUUUCGGGCCGCGAGGAGCGCGGCGACCGGUCGGCCCAGGCGAAGCUGGCCGGAAGGACCUACAUGCGCAACCCGGGCGUGCGCUUCCUGCUCGGCAGCAUGAUGGAGACGGUGCGCAGCAAGGAUGCCAUGGAGCCCAAGGUCAACCCUCGACCGGGAAGAGCGGCCAGGAUGGCGAGGGAGGCACGCCAGGCGAGCGGGUCCGCUACCGAAGCGACUCCGACCGACGCGCAUGCCGGAGACGGGGAGCCAUCCGCGGGCCAGGGAGCGGGAGAGGACGAGCAGGAGGAUCCAGUGACGUACCGCGUCGGCACUCUGUUUCGGCAUCGCACCUACGGCUACCUGGCCUGCACGCUGGGCUGGGAUUCGCGCUGCGCUGCGCCCGAGGAGUGGAUCCAGAACAUGGGCGUCGACCAGCUGCCCCCGCCUUCGACGAUCGAGCCCGGCGCUGCACGACCGCAGCGCGACAACAUUGGCGGCACCGACGCGGCAGCGGCGGCCGUCGACGACGAAUGGGUCGCAUCGCCCACAUCGCCCCCCGUGCGCGGUGGGUUCAAGAGCACGCGGAUGAAGCGGGACAAGCGGGGAGGGCGCCACCAGCCCUUCUACCACAGCCAGGUGGCAGAUGGGACGAGGAGGUACGUGGCCGAAGUCAACGUCGUGCCGCUCCCCCUGCCCCCCUCCCGACGGUCCUCGCAGGUUGGUCAUGGAUCGGAAAGGCAGCAGGACCACGCCGAGCGAGAUCGAGAUGCGGCCGACAUCCGUACGCUGCUGCGGCUCAGAGGCCUGGGCGAGUACUUUCGCUGCUUCGACUACGCCACGGGUCGGAUGAGGAGGAAUCGUGAGACCAGGGAAAUGUUUCCCGAUGACUGGUCCGAUGACGAGGGCGAGGGCGGGGUGGAGGAAGAGACCGAUGGAAAGGACCAAGGACCUCAGGAGGGAGGCGCGCUGGGCCUCAAGCUCGCCGCAUCGCCCCCGCCCCCGCCCCCGCCCCCGCCUGCGCAGGCGGCGCCGCCGUCGUCGGUCGGGAUCGAGGACACUGAGCGCGUCUCGGAGGAUGGGAGCUGGUAG
Messenger RNA from Pseudozyma flocculosa PF-1, 3312 nucleotides. RefSeq lists its product as uncharacterized. Bases 1 to 3312 code for a protein of 1103 amino acids. Lineage: Eukaryota; Fungi; Basidiomycota; Ustilaginomycetes; Ustilaginales; Ustilaginaceae. The transcript has 2 exons. Gene Ontology annotation, molecular function: protein binding; DNA binding. The record is from RefSeq and is a predicted model, not a curated record.